AUGCUAUGGCUGAGCUGUCUGCACUGGACGCUCUUUCUUGGUGGCCAUGGACACGACGAAUAUCCGGCUGCAGACCAACCGGACUACUGGAACCAAGUCUACAAAGUGCAAAGCCUGCACGGGCGCUCCCUGUACGAGUGGUACGGCCUUGGCUACCAGCAACUGCGCGGUUCUUUGAUGGAGCUGCUCGAGCCGCCUGCUUACUCCACCACAGCGAGGCUGCUGGUGCUCGGAAGCGGCGACUCCGCUCUGAGUGCCGAGCUGGCUUCGGACAAGGUCUUCGAGAAGCGGAAUGUCGAGGUCAUCAGCAUCGACUUCUCUGCUGAGGUGACAGAACGGAUGAGGCGGAGAUUCCCUGAUUUAGCUUUCCUCACAAUGGAUGCCAGGAACAUGUCAGAUUUCGAUGAUGGCUCUUUUGUAGCUGCCAUUGACAAAGGCUUGUCUGACUGCCUCGGCACAGUUGCGUCGCGGAGACAGUACUUCCAGGAGGUGCGACGGGUGCUUGUUCCAACCGGCCGGCUGCUUGUGGUGUCGCAGCGAAGGCUGUGGGCAGGUCAAGUUACUCGGUUGCAGGUAGAAAACGAUGAGCCAGAUACCUUCCGUGAGCGGCACUCAGAGGCUGAUGACCUGGGACCCGGCUGGGCCUGCAAGGAGCAGGAGAUGUAUGGGCCCCUCUUUAUGGAGAGUGACGAGAAGCAGCCUCCCUUUCCACAGCCGGGCACGGAAGGUUGGCUUGCCGCGUUUCUUCGACUGAUGGCGGCAGUUGAGAUGUCAGAAAACAAUGCGCUGCACAGGGGUGGUGCCGGCAUUGGGCUGCUGUUCAUUUUGCCGAGGCUGAUAGCAUCCUUGCUCGGAGCUCCUCGGGCCGCCCCUCUGCCGAGCGUCUUGCAAGACGUUGCUGUUAACUUUGGGGCCAUGGUUUUCUGUGGCUUCUUGACUUACCAGGAGUGGAAUCAGGACUCCGUGCGGUCCCAAGCCAAGGAGGAGGGAGCGUUGAUCGCGCGGCUUCCAGUGCAAGUCCCGAUUGAUGGAGAGGUUGUUGAUGUCCAGUUGAGUGACCUCAGAGUGGGGCGACGGAUGAAGUCGCGGCGGCCGGUCCUUUGCCUUGGGAAUCUCAAGUUCUGUCAGGACUGCAUCGAUGCCUCCAUGGCGGUUCAGGAGGCCAUGAUCCGUACGGACUUCCUGCUUGUGCCCAUGCUUUGCAAUCCUUCCGAAGAUGAUGUGCCUGCCCUGGCUGCAGCGGUGAAAGACUUGAGCUUCGUGGCACUGCCUGGGAAGGAUCCAAAAGGAGAUUGGGCACUGCUCUCCGAGAUUCAACUCGCGCAGGUUCGCAGUCAGGGCUUGGAUGAGGACGUUGGCCAGGCCAUCAUCAUUAAAAAGAAUGGGCGUGUUGGCACUCGAUUCCUCGGAGUGCCGGACUGGAAAUCUUUAACUGCUGAGGUGGACGCGCGUGUGAAACUGGGAUUGGACACAAGAAACGUGUGA
Molecule: messenger RNA, 1485 nt
Organism: Symbiodinium sp. CCMP2456
Lineage: Eukaryota; Dinophyceae; Suessiales; Symbiodiniaceae
Source: the annotation of a GenBank genome assembly